AUGAAAUCCAUCGGCUUGGAGCCGCUCCAAGGCCUUGACAGGGCCAGCAGUGACAAGGCCAGAUGGGCCCCGGCCAAGCGGCGAGGGCCGGAGCCCCGCGGGGACACCGCUGCCAGCGGCCCCGAGGGCAGCAGGGGAACGGGGGCGCUGGGAAACCCCUCCCCCGCAACGGGAUUCGGCUUCCGACGUCCCCCAGGAGCAGGGCUGGUGGCCACCAGCGGGGGUGGUGGCACCGUGGCCACCACGGGGUGGAGCCCGCCAGAGGGCGCGCGCGGCUCCGCCCCGCCCCCGCGCUUUUCCGAGUCCUCCCGGCCGACAGGGGGCGCCGCGCGCAGCCCCGCAGCCUCCCCGGCCGCGCUGCCGGCCGCGCCUGCGCACACGGAGCGGCCGCGACCUGCCCGGCGGAGCCCGCCGUGUCCCACGUGUGUCCCUCCAGCCGUGUCCCGCACGUGUCCCUCCGUCCUCGCCAUGUUCACCUGUGCAAAGUUCGUCUCCGCUCCUGCGCUUGUGAGGAGGAGCUCACGGGUGCUGGGCCACCCCCUCUCGGCCGCGGCGCUGAGCAGCCCCGAGGCCCGGCCGGAGCAGGUGUGGCCGGGAGCCCCGCGGGCCCUGCGGACAAGCGCUGCCCACCGGGACAUCGACACGGCCGCCAAGUUCAUCGGCGCUGGCGCUGCCACCGUGGGGGUGGCUGGGUCCGGGGCCGGCAUUGGCACUGUGUUUGGGAGCCUCAUCAUCGGCUACGCCAGGAACCCCUCGCUCAAGCAGCAGCUCUUCUCCUACGCCAUCCUGGGAUUCGCCCUCUCUGAGGCCAUGGGGCUCUUCUGCCUCAUGGUGGCCUUCCUCAUCCUCUUCGCCAUGUGACAGAGCGGCUGGCGGUGACAGCGACGGAGCCGUGACCAGGGACGGUGGCCCCGUGCCUGGCCAGGAAUGCCGGGGGAGCCUCGGCCCCACCGCGGCCAGGCAGGGAAUAAAGACGGUUUGGUGACA
Messenger RNA from Corvus hawaiiensis (hawaiian crow), 987 nucleotides. It is a transcript of the gene ATP5MC2, whose product is annotated as ATP synthase membrane subunit c locus 2. Gene Ontology annotation, molecular function: proton transmembrane transporter activity. The coding region runs from base 1 to 861 and encodes 286 amino acids. The record is from RefSeq and is a predicted model, not a curated record. Gene Ontology annotation, biological process: proton transmembrane transport; proton motive force-driven ATP synthesis. NCBI's taxonomy places the organism in Eukaryota, Metazoa, Chordata, Aves, Passeriformes, Corvidae. The transcript is spliced from 6 exons.